AUGUCAUCCCCUCAGGUCGCCAUCAUCGGAGCAGGCCUCUCAGGCCUCGCCCUAGCUCUCGCCCUCCACCAACAAGGCAUCCAAUCCACCGCCUACGAACAACAAAGCGCCCCCCUCGACAUCGGCGGCGCAAUCAUGCUAUCCCCCAACUCCCUCCGGGCCCUAGACAAGCUCGGCGUUUUUGAGCGCAUGCUCCCCAAGUCUUACAAAUUCCAAGACUUGUACUUUUACUCCCAAGACGAUAAGCUCGUUGACGUUUUUGAGUUUGGAAAUCAAGACCAAUACGGAUACUCUGGUAUUCGUGUUUAUCGAUUUGAGCUCAUUAAUGUCCUUCUUGAUCUUGUUAAAGAAGCGGGUAUUAAGGUUGAGUAUGGGAGAAAGUUUGAGAGUAUUGUUAGUGAGACGGAAGAUAGCGUCACGUGGCGCUUUACAGACAGGAGUGAAGAGACAGCUGUUAAAAGAUAG
Molecule: messenger RNA, 465 nt
Organism: Fusarium musae
Lineage: Eukaryota; Fungi; Ascomycota; Sordariomycetes; Hypocreales; Nectriaceae
Exons: 1
Coding region: 1-465 (154 amino acids)
Molecular function (GO): monooxygenase activity; FAD binding
Source: RefSeq, a predicted model, not a curated record